Molecule: messenger RNA, 963 nt
Organism: Pichia kudriavzevii
Lineage: Eukaryota; Fungi; Ascomycota; Pichiomycetes; Pichiales; Pichiaceae
Exons: 1
Coding region: 1-963 (320 amino acids)
Biological process (GO): protein geranylgeranylation
Cellular component (GO): Rab-protein geranylgeranyltransferase complex
Molecular function (GO): Rab geranylgeranyltransferase activity
Source: RefSeq, a predicted model, not a curated record
AUGCAUGAAGAACUACAAAUUGAUCUGCAUGUCAACUAUGUGAAGGAUUUAUUUAGACACCCUUCAUAUUUAGUUCAUUUUAUGGCUGACCAUUUAAAGAUGAAUGCCCUAUACUGGGGGUUGGGCACUAUGUUUCUUGUCCAUCGCAAGGACGAAUUUCCAAAAGAGGAGGUUGUCAAAUUUAUUAUAUCAUGUAUUGACGAAUCAAACGGUGGGUUUGGUGCAGCUCCCAAACAUGAUGCACAUAUGUUGUCCACAUUGUCGGCAAUUCAAGUAUUGAAAAUGUAUGAUGCGUUGGGCGCUCUAAGUGAUCAGCAACGAGCAAGAGUCGUUGAAUUUGUGAAAAGCAUGCAACUGCCAGACGGAUCAUUUCAGGGAGACCGAUUUGGCGAAGUCGAUUCCAGAUUUGUUUACAACGCAAUCCAAUGUCUCUCCAUUUUGGAGGAAUUGACUCCGGAGAUUGUGGACCCUGCAGUCGACUGGAUCUUAAGGUGUCAAAACUUUGAUGGUUGCUUUGGAAUGGUUCCUGGUGCAGAGUCGCAUGCGGCCCAGGCAUUCACGUGUAUAGGAGUACUGUCUAUUACCAAUAAACUGCACAAGUUACCUGAUAGAGAGUUGCUAGAAUGGUGGCUAUCUGAUAGACAAGUUGAAGGAGGUGGUUUAAAUGGUAGGCCCGAAAAAUUACCCGAUGUUUGCUACAGUUGGUGGGUUGUUUCUACGAUUUCCAUCUUGGGGAAGUUACAUUAUAUAGACAGUAACCAGCUCAAAAAGUUCAUACUAUCUUGCCAAGAUUCAACUAAAGGGGGCAUUAGUGACAGACAGGGCAACGAAGUAGACCUAUAUCACACGUUUUUUGGAAUUGCAGGACUGAGUUUGCUAGGAUAUGAAGGCUUGGAGAGGAUUGAUCCAACCUACUGUCUGCCUUACGAAGUCACUGAUACAAUCAAAAAGUAUCCAUAUUGA